This is a messenger RNA of Myzus persicae (green peach aphid), 1436 nucleotides long. Its product is annotated as BLOC-1-related complex subunit 8 homolog. The record is from RefSeq and is a predicted model, not a curated record. Bases 343 to 828 code for a protein of 161 amino acids. NCBI's taxonomy places the organism in Eukaryota, Metazoa, Arthropoda, Insecta, Hemiptera, Aphididae. The transcript has 4 exons. Gene Ontology annotation, cellular component: BORC complex.
AUUUAAAAUUUCAUCUGGGUUUGGUGCAUAGAGUAAUAAUUAUUAUUAUUGUUCUAUUUUUUUGUAAGUUUGUCUAUUACUAAUAAUAUAUUUUACUAUUUACUUUAUAGUCUAAAACAUGGCUUAAGAUAAGCUAUGAUCCGAAUUAGUAAAAUAUAAUAAAUAAUAAUCUACAGACAAUUGAGGCAUUAUUAUAGUUGGCCCGUGAUUUUAUAUAUCUGUGGUUUUUACGAAAUCAUAAUUUUGGUAUCGAAAGAUUAUAUUGUUCUAUGCUAAAAUACUAGUGCACUACCGUACACCUAACAAUAAAUAAUUAUAAAAUUUAGAAUUUAAAACUAACUGAUGAUGGCAGAAAUGCAUGACCCAGAUUUACAAGCUAAGUCAAGACGUGCCACUGGAAUUUUGUCAGAAAAUCUUCAUUUUGUUGCAAAUGAACCAUCCCUGGCGUUUUAUCGGCUUCAAGAACAUGUACGGAAAUCUGUACCGCCCAUGAUAGAAAAACGAGUACAAGUUCAAAAACUUCAUAAGGAUUUACAAGGCCACUAUUAUGAUGUGGAAUAUGCAAUAGGAGCUAUAAAUUCGAUUAAGAAUUGUGAAGAACCAUUGAAUAGUAUUCAAGAACAACUUAAAAAUGCUUUAUUCCUAAGUCAACAAAUCAAGUAUGAGCAUACUAGGCGUGGGAAAUCUAAAAAAGAUUCUAUGUAUAAACGGUUAUCUGCACACUUGACUACCACUCUAGACCUACCUGAAUUACCAGAAGCUAUUAGAGAUACAGCCAACAAAGUGGAAUCUAUGGUGAACAGUGCACGACAUUCUAAUAUAUAUUAAUAUUGAAUAAAAAGAGUAUAAGACUGUAUAAUAGUGGUACCAUUAAUACAUUAUGAAUAUUUCGUAUUAAAAGGCUCAUCUUCUAUCAUAACACUUGUGUUUAAAAAUCAAACCAUUCAAAUCCAUUGUGAACUUCAGAUAUAGCUGUUCAAAGAAAUUGUCUCACGUUUUAAAUGUGUAUAUAUUUGUAUACUAUACAGGUAAUAUAUAUGUAGAUAAUUGAGACACUUUUUGGUAAUUUAUUAAUAAUUUAUGUACCAUACAUUGGAAUAAAAUUAAAUCACUGUCAGGGCCGAACUUCCGCCUAGGCCAACUAGGCAGCCGCCUAGGGGCCCUUGUCUUCCUGAGGCCCUCAGGGAAACACACACAAAAAAAAGGUAUCACAUACAUAAAUUGAUUAACACGGAAAAUAGUUCAUGUAUAAUAUAGAAUAUUAUUGAGAGGAAGUAAUUUAGAAAUUAAUAUUAUUAUAUUGUGUUUUAGUAAUAUGGAACCGUGUAUAAACAUAAAUAAAUACAUUUCGUGGUGUUUAUCAGUGAUUGUUUCUUUCUAUUCGAUUAUAUUUAUAGCCGAAACCCUUAAAUAAAUGUAUAACCGUAAACACUAAA